This is a messenger RNA of Phlebotomus argentipes, 2759 nucleotides long. RefSeq names its product kinesin-like protein KIF18A (gene Klp67A). The transcript has 4 exons. NCBI's taxonomy places the organism in Eukaryota, Metazoa, Arthropoda, Insecta, Diptera, Psychodidae. Bases 290 to 2671 code for a protein of 793 amino acids. The record is from RefSeq and is a predicted model, not a curated record. Gene Ontology annotation, biological process: microtubule-based movement. Gene Ontology annotation, molecular function: ATP binding; microtubule binding; microtubule motor activity.
CAGCCGAAUUGUGGCCUGUGUCUCGGCUAGUCGAACAGCCGUUACAUUCGAAUGUCGCUUUCUAGCAGUUAUGGACUGCUUGAAAGCGAUUAAGUGGCGUUGCUGUCGCAUCAGAGACGCCCAAACGGAAGGGAAAACAAACGGUUUUUGAGGCAACAAAAGCGUUUUGUGAAGUUUUCAUGUAAAAUUCUCCAGAAAGAAAUAGGAAGUGUGGAAAAUAGACAAAGUCUGGUGAAGAUAAGCGUGUGAGUGGCUCUGUGGUGCGUGGAUUUGGUUUUUGAGGUGAGAGAUGGCUCGGAAGGAAGGAAAGAUGCGUGUGGCUGUCCGGGUGAGGCCCUUCAGUCGACAGGAAUUGGAGGCCAAUCAGAGGACAAUUGUCCGCGUUAUGGACGGACAGAAUCUACUGUUCGAUCCGGAGGAUGAUGACGAUGAGUUCUUCUUCCACGGCUCCAAGGUGAAGCACCGCGACGUGACGAAACGCGUCCGGAAGAAGAUGCCGAUGGAGUACGAUUACGUGUUUGGGGCGGAGGCCGUUAAUGCGGACAUCUAUGCGACGUGCAUGGAGCCUCUGAUCGCCUCCGUGAUGGAAGGCUUCAACUGCUCGGUGUUUGUGUACGGCGCCACAGGUGCCGGGAAGACGUUCACGAUGCUGGGCAAGGAAGGCACGCCUGGCAUCACUUAUCUCACGAUCCAGGAGCUGUUCCGGCAGAUGGGCGAGCUGCAGCAGGAGCGCAAGUUCGCCAUCGGUGUGUCCUAUUUGGAGGUGUACAACGAGCAGGUGAUGAAUCUGCUCACGAAGGCGGGACCGCUGAAGCUGAGGGAAGACUCAUCGGGCGUUGUGGUGUCCGGGCUCAGUCUGAAGCCAAUCUACGACGCCAAGGAGCUCAUCGCGCUUCUCUCGCAGGGCAACCAGAACCGCACGCAGCAUCCGACGGACGCGAAUGCGGAGAGCAGCAGGAGUCACGCAAUCUUCCAGGUGCACAUUCGCAUGGAGGACUUGAAGACGAGCCAGAAGCGCACAGUGAAGCUGUCUAUGAUCGAUCUGGCGGGCAGUGAGAGGGCCUCCAGCACCAAGGGCAUCGGGGUGCGCUUUAAGGAAGGCGCCAGCAUCAACAAGUCACUCCUGGCCCUCGGCAAUUGCAUCAACAAGCUGGCAGACGGUCUGGAUCACAUCCCGUAUCGGGACUCCAAUCUCACGAGGAUCCUGAAGGACAGCCUGGGCGGCAACUGCCAGACCGUGAUGAUCGCCAAUGUGUCUCCUUCGUCUCUCAUGUACGACGACACGUACAACACGCUGAAGUACGCCAGUCGUGCCAAGAAGAUCCGCACGACGUGUCGCCAGAACAUUCUCAGAUCCAAUUUGCCAGUGGAGUUCUAUGCGAAGAAAACAGCGUGUCAGGAGGAGGAGAUCCAGCGCCUGAAGAAGAUCAUACAGCAGCAAGAGGAGAAGAUCGCCGCCCAGGCGAGUGAAAUUAAGAGGCUGGAAGCGACGAAAGCCGCUCAUGUUGUGCAGGAAGAAGCGACUGUGGUGAUCAAGAGUGCUUCGCUGGACAAUCAGAAGAUCGAUCGGCUGUAUCAGGAGAUCAGUAGUGUUACAAACACACUGAUUAAGAUCAAGAGGAAUCAGAAUAUGAUGAUUCUGAAGGCCAAAUUCAAGAAGAACACCGAAGAACAGCGCAAGAUACUCACUUUGGAUGGCGUUCAGGACACUUCGGACAUUUCCCGCUUGGAGGCUUCUAUGGACAAGUAUUCGCGCCAAAUGGACGAACAGAAUGGAAUAAUGAGCGAGCUGAUGGACAAGUAUAAGACGCUGUGGGAUGAGCUGCAGGUGAUGCGCAAGGAGGUGCAGGAGAGCAAUGACCACGAGAUACUGGUGGUGCACAUGAGGAACAAGGAUCUGGAGCAGAAGAUCGUGUCGCAGGAUCAGCAAUUGCUGCACAUGGAGAAAAUGAUUUCGGUGAUGAGGAAUGAGUGGGAAAAUGCGAAGAGUGCUUUGCUGGUGGGAUGUGAACUUGUGCAACAGAUGUUCCUCCUGAUGCGGGCCAACAACAAUACCAUGGAUGUGAAUCUGAAGCGAAAGCUGCAGCGACUGCAGAAGCUGAUCGACGGCAAGGCGAGCAUUAAGUUUGCCGAUGAGGAUCAGAAUGACUCCUUCGAGGCGCUGAGCAGAGUUCGUGUUCUGGAUUUUGUUGGUGGCGUGGCCGGUGGGAAGAGGUUGCAGGAGGCGGAUGAUGCCAUCUUUCGCAAUCCGGCGAAGCGGAAGCGCCUCAUCAUGGAUGGAACUGUGCCUCCGGUGCCACUUUUUGCCCCGGCGAGCUCCAGUGGUGCAAAUAUUCUCAGUGGAGUUGAGCCUCUUGGGGAGGAUCCACCGCACGAGCCGGAGAUGAAUCACACCUUCCGUGUGUCAACCGUGUUGACGGAUCAGAAGCGCAAUGUCACGGCGCAAACAAGUGGUCCGAAUGGUGUGAAUCUCAAGAUGAAGUCAUCUCCGAAGCGCUUCAACAAGGUGAACAACGAGAACAAGAGGAUGUCACCAUAUCGCAGCAAGAAAAGUCCCAAGAUGGUCAGGAAACCAAUUGCACCUGUUAAAGGAUUCAGCCAAGCGACCAUGCGAAAUCGACAGAAUAUGCUGGAGAAGAAGGAUUCAGUUAUGGCAAAAUUCUGGAAAUAAAUAUUCCCACGUCGAUUAAUAAUUCUAAAUUCUUCAUUAAGUGCACAAAAUUUCAAUUCACUACAUUCAAAAUGUUUAUUUCUAUUUC